Messenger RNA from Asterias rubens (European starfish), 3045 nucleotides. RefSeq names its product cysteine-rich venom protein pseudecin-like. The coding region runs from base 309 to 1448 and encodes 379 amino acids. The transcript is spliced from 9 exons. The record is from RefSeq and is a predicted model, not a curated record. Lineage: Eukaryota; Metazoa; Echinodermata; Asteroidea; Forcipulatida; Asteriidae.
CUUGUGUAUUAGCAGAGUUAUUGUUUUUUUGCGCCACGAGAGUGUCAUCAUUGACAGACAUUGCGCACUAGAACUGAUCAACAUUAUUCAUUAUUAUUAUGAUGGUUCAAACGCACCAACCGUUGACAAAGUGGCGUAUGGCCUAGUUCACAUAAAUUAUACCAAGGUCAGGGGCGUGUCUUUGAAGCGAGUCACGGCGAGACGUUGGUAGAUCGGGCAGCAGUGUUCCCUCGUGUACAUUCACGACUGUGUGGUGUUGCUGAAGUAGCUGAUUUAUCAACAAGAAUAAGAUUGCAGCUUCCCGGAGAAUGAUGGAGAUGAAACAAGUUCUUUGUUUGAGAUGGGUCCUUGCGGUGUGUCUUCUCUCACUGUGCUGGGCUCUUCAAGGCAACGAGAAGACAAGCUUUGCUUUAUAUAACGACCAAGUCCGGGGAAGUCUUCACCGUGAAACAAGGGAGGUUCAUGGGGAGAAAGUGCGCGUUGUACGGCAGGCCUCUGGGGUGAAGACGUACACAGAUGAUGAGCAGAAGUCUUUACUAGAUGCUCAUUUGGAAUAUAGAAGGAGCGUGAGCCCUGGUGCUGCAGAUAUGAACAAAAUAGGAUGGAAUCUAGAGCUUGCUAACCUAGCGAAGGGCUGGGCCGAGAGGUGUCAAUUCGAACAUGGGCACCCCUCGACACCCCAAUCAUUCAAUGGAGCGAUAGCUCAGAAUAUAUGGCAGGGGAGUAACUCUUAUAGUUUGACGAGAGCUGUUGAAGCAUGGUACGAGGAGACCGAAGAUUAUGAUUACGGUUCAGCGUCUUGUGCUUCGGGUAAAGAGUGUGGUCACUACAGAGUGAUGGUGUUCGGAAACUUACAAGAAAUAGGAUGUGGCACAGCAGUUUGUGGAGAAAACACCUUAACAGUUUGCAACUAUGGACCCAGUGUAUCCCCAAAUGGAGUGCCAUACAAAGCUGGCCCGCCAUGUGCACGGUGUUCAUCGGGUCAAGGGUGGUGUGAUGACAAACUAUGCAAUCAAGACUGUUCGAGUGGAGGAGAAGGAUGUGAGUGUAAAUUGAAGUGCCGUAACUGUGGUGUUCUUGACAGUUCCUCGUGUCAAUGUGACUGCAAGGCUAGUUGGGGAGGUACAGACUGCUUUGAAAAAUGUGCUGAUGGGAAAUCCUACUGCAGUUAUUAUACUAAAGAGUCUUGUAUGGGUGACGUCGCAGCAAUGAUGGACUGCCCAGCCAAAUGUGAACUUUGUGCCACGCUAGAAGGAAACACACCGGCUGCAGACAAGUGCUGUGAUGGUAAACAGUGUGGAGAGAAUGAAGUUCUAGAUGAACAAGCUUGUACCUGUGUGAAGUAUCUGGAACAAGGCGGCAAUGCAGCUUCACCUGUCGUCACAGCCAACUUGAUUAGUCUCAUGGUUUUGGUGUCAUCCCUCGUGAUCACAUUCUACUCACGCUGAUUGGCUGACACCUCGCCAAGCAGCGGUGCUGAUUGGCUGACACCUCGACCAGCAGCGGUAUUUUAUGCAUGCAUUUUCAACUGGUUAGGCUAGGUCUACCCUAGCCUCGUUUUUCUCUCAAGAAAAAGUUCUCAUGCGUUCCAAGCAAUCCGAAGAAUCCCCAUUUGAUUUUGUGCCGGGGGGGGGGGGGUAAAUGAGUGCCACGUCUGCAGUCAUGAACACAAGUCGGUUUGUCUUCUUGUUUGUGAUUGGACGGGCAUGAGUAUCCCGCUCAUCUUAUUGGCUGAAGUUAGUUACGCUGAUUACUGAUUGACUAAGCAUGUAUACUGCCGUUUGAACUUCAGUUGUAUGGCAAUAUUACAUUGAUAAACUGUAACGGUCGUCUUACAAUUCAUUAGCCUUAGUUUAUUCUUAACACUAUUGCAGAAACAAACUUCAAAGACUACGCCUAUACAUGUAUAGUGUGCCUUGUUUGGCCUAGUGGUACUUCGGCUUAUAGGAUCAGUCACAUCCAUUGACUGCAAGACUCACGGCAUGUUAUACUGAAAUAUUUCCAUUUUCCCCUCCCGUCUGUUUUUAUUAGCAAUUUUUUAAUUUUGUCAUUUAUCAUUGUGGACUUUUUACAAGUUAAUGUUAGGCUCUUGUCUGUAGUAAAAGCCUUUAGAUUAACUAAUAUUUUCAGUGCGAAAACGAACAUUAUUACAGUGUUUGCAAUUCAACUUGUUAGACCCUAAUGUAUUUUAAAAAGAAUAUAAAAUUGCAAGCAAGCUUAGAUGUCGCAAUAUUGCAUGAAACUGAGUGUACUUAAAUUAUGGUUUACUUUAUGGAUGGAAGACCUCUGAUAAGUUCUUUUCCUGCGGAAAAAAUAGAAACGAAAGAGAACUAUAGAAGGAAGCGAGUAUCGAGAACAAAGGGUACAUGGAAGAAAUAAAACGAAAUGAAUAUUCAAAAUGAAUAAUUUUACGGGAUAAUUUAUUCGAAACAGAUACCGAGUGACUGUUGCAAAAAUAACAAUUUUCGUCAUUGUUUUUUAUCAAUAGCAAAAUUUAAGAAAUUGUUUAACAAUAGUCUAAUUAUUAAAGUACUUUUCAUAGGCCAAACUAUUUCUGACCUUUCAAAGAAAGGAAUUUUAAUCAAAAAGCCAACCAAUAAUUACAGAACAGUACUUAUAGGCUAUUCAUAAAACAUAAACAGUUCUGAACUGUCAGUUCAACAUGUUAUAACAGGCUGCACAAUCAUUCUUUUAUUAAAAUUACUUCUUAAAAAGUAUGUCACAUUAUGAAAGUACUUUAUAGACUAAAUAGUUUCUCCGUUCUUUCCAAUAAAGGUAUUUAAUCAAAAGCCAACCAAUAUUUACAGUACAGUACUAAUAUUCAUAAAAACAUAAACAAUACCAAUGUUACCAAUAUUUACUUUGAAAUACUUUGAUUGGUUACAAUCUAGCCCGUAAGAUUUCUUAUCGGUUUUAAAAAAGGGAAUUCCAAUUUUAUAUAGAAUUUAUUAAACUUGUAAAACAUUAAUGAAUCAUAUACAUACACCAAUUCAGUUUGAUGAACUUUUGCAAAAGGAAUGAUUAGAAUAAAAGUGAAUAGAUUAA